Messenger RNA from Anoplopoma fimbria (sablefish), 525 nucleotides. RefSeq names its product gamma-crystallin M3-like. Gene Ontology annotation, biological process: lens development in camera-type eye; visual perception. The transcript is spliced from 3 exons. The record is from RefSeq and is a predicted model, not a curated record. Gene Ontology annotation, molecular function: structural constituent of eye lens. Lineage: Eukaryota; Metazoa; Chordata; Actinopteri; Perciformes; Anoplopomatidae. Bases 1 to 525 code for a protein of 174 amino acids.
AUGGGCAAGAUAAUCUUCUACGAGGAGAGGAACUUCCAGGGUCGCUCCUAUGAGUGCAUGAGCGACUGCUCCGACAUGACCUCCUACCUGAGCAAGUGCACCUCCUGCAGGGUGGAGAGCGGCUGCUUCAUGGUCUACGACCGCCCCAACUACAUGGGGAACCAGUACUUCAUGAGGAGAGGAGAGUACGCCGACUACGUGGCUUUCGGCAUGAGUGACUCCAUCCGAUCCUGCCGUUUGGUUCCUCAGCACAGAGGCUCUUACAGGAUGAGGAUCUACGAGAAGGAGAACUUCCAGGGCCAGAGUCACGAGCUGAUGGACGACUGCGACAACAUCCAGGACCGCUACAGCAUGAACGAGUGCCAGUCCGCCAACGUGAUGGACGGCCACUGGCUGAUGUACGAGCAGCCCCAGUACAGAGGCAAGAUGAUGUACCUGAGACCCGGAGAGUACAGGAGCAUGAGAGAUCAGGGAUUCAGCGGCAUGAGGCUCAGCUCCGUCAGGCGUAUAAUGGAUUCUUGCUGA